CCUUCCGGCGGCCGCAGCAGCGCUCCCGCCUCUUCCCUCACAGCGCGCUCGGGCCGACAGCAGCGACCGCGCCGCAGCCAUGAGUGAGGCAGAAGUGAAUCCCAAAGCUUACCCGCUGGCUGAUGCACAGCUCACCAAAACGCUGCUGGAUCUUGUGCAGCAGUCCUGCAACUAUAAGCAGCUACGCAAGGGAGCCAAUGAAGCCACCAAAACACUGAACAGAGGGAUAGCAGAGUUCAUUGUGAUGGCAGCAGAUGCAGAGCCCUUGGAGAUCAUCCUGCACCUCCCUCUUCUCUGCGAGGACAAGAACGUACCUUACGUGUUUGUGCGCUCCAAGCAAGCCCUGGGCCGGGCAUGCGGCGUUUCCCGGCCUGUCAUCGCCUGCUCCAUCACCAUCAAGGAGGGAUCACAGCUAAAGCCUCAGAUCCAGUCUGUACAGCAAGCUAUAGAAAGACUGUUGGUCUAAGUGCCCAUGAGUGUGUGUGUGUGUGUGAAAUAGGAAAGUGCAAAUUAGGGGAAAUUAAUGUUUAGCUUCAGUUGAGAUGAUAGUUUUAAUAUCAGUGUUUCAUUUCAAAAUGCCACAUUUUUGUUUAAUAAUGGCUUAAGUCUUAGUGUUCCUGCCUCCUAUCCCCCCGCUUUUCUAUUAUUCCACUCCAACACAUUCAUUUUCAUAUUAUUACUUCUUGAAAAGUGACUGAACAACUGUGUUUCCUGUUUUAUGUUUAAAAGAAGGACAGAAAAAAAAGUCCCCCUCUUGUCUUCCUGUCUGCCUGCUCAGGGCUUUUUUAACCCACCCAUCAGCUUUCUCUGUGUUGCAGUUUUUCUGCUAAACUUGAGCCUCCAGCAGGUGUGAGUAACUCUGCAUUUCUGAACGGUUUAGGCUACUGAGAAAAAGGUUCCCUGUGUUCAGGCUGCUGGAGUCAGUUAAGUGAUGGAGCAGCACAGGCAGGUGUAAGGCAGGCAGCAGCUACUGUGUAGCAGCAGAUGGAGCCGAGAUCAGCACAGCCCUUGGUCUUGAAACCAGACAAGAGACUUCUUCUGUAAGAGAUGCGCUGGGAGCAGAAAACUUGUGGCAGUAGACAAGGGGAACUCUCUUGAUUAUUUUUAAAUACUGACUUUUUUAAGAAGAAAUAAAAAUGCUGCAAAGCUAAAUAGAAUUGUCAUUCCCUUGGUGAAGUAUUUGCAACUAUCUGGAGUGUUUCUGCUUGUAAAGCUAAACUGCUCACAGGUUGCCUAAAGGCUAUUGCAGUGCAGUAAUUUAUUCUUCAGUUUCCUUUGCAUGGACUGUUACCAGUGAGGUUGGGUUUCCUAGAGAAAUUAAGUACAAAACACAGGGCAGAGAACAGCCUGUUGUGACUGAUGAGUACCCUGCAUCUGGCUGUUAAUUAUAAAAAGUGCCAUGCUUUUUAGCUACUGCACUCUAGUCACCUGACUGAAGAUGAACCCUUUUAAGUCAUGGCCAAGGAAACAGAGAACAAGUGAUUUUUCAGAUAAAUUAAUAUGUGUCUCAAGAAGAGAGUGUUGUAUCAUCUCAUGUCCUGGAAAAAGAACAUGGAGCACCAACAGCAGUCUGGAUUAGUGAUGGUUUUAUGGACCUAGUUUUAGUUAAAUACAUAUUGUAUAAUAAAUGCACUUCUGCUCUGAUUGGCUGAGUUUAAA
Molecule: messenger RNA, 1659 nt
Organism: Vidua chalybeata
Lineage: Eukaryota; Metazoa; Chordata; Aves; Passeriformes; Viduidae
Gene: SNU13
Product: small nuclear ribonucleoprotein 13
Exons: 3
Coding region: 80-466 (128 amino acids)
Biological process (GO): maturation of SSU-rRNA; ribosome biogenesis; mRNA splicing, via spliceosome
Cellular component (GO): precatalytic spliceosome; small-subunit processome; box C/D methylation guide snoRNP complex
Molecular function (GO): RNA binding
Source: RefSeq, a predicted model, not a curated record